AUGGCGGGGAGAUGGCGGGGAGAAGGAGAAGCUGGGACGAUCCGAGGUCACCGCAAUGCUGACGGGCAGCACUCGAUGACCUUCGACGACGAUAUCACGAUGCGCACCUCGAGCAUGAGCAAGCACUCCGUCAGGUCUCCUACCUUGUCGAGAACAGUGCAGGCACAGUCGUUCUACACAGGACCUGCGUCCGAUGUGGACAUGUUCGACAACUUCAUCUCCUACUCCUCCUCCCCGGAUGAUUCAGGCGUGUUGCCAUCCAAGGCGGAGGAUAUUUGGGGCAACCAUUCGCAAGAGAUCGAUGAGAACCUUAUGAAUCAGCUGCAGAAAUCCGUCGAGCGGGUCAAGGACGUACUCGGGAAGAAGUUAGAUACGUCGCCAUCAAGGGAGGAGGAGCAGGAGGAAGGGAGCAGGAGGAGCAGGAGGAGUCAAGAAAACCCCGCAGCGGCUGAAGUCGAUUUCAUUUCUGAAGCAGCAGAAGGGAGCUCAAGUGGACCAGGCAACGGCGGGGGUGCAGUGGACGAGGAGGGGGAGGAGGACGAGGAGGAAGAGGAAGAGGAAGAGGACGAGGAAGGGGACGAGGAGGGGAUUCAGAGAGGACUCAACCGUGCAGGAGAUGUUGGGCGGGAGGAAGGAGUCUUCCGUGAAGACCCUGGAGUGGUUGAGGUCACCAGCCUGGCAGAGGCUGCGAGGAAGAUGAUCGCAAAGGAUCUGGAGGGAGCGUGGCGAGGGUGCGAGUUGUGGGCUGAGGGAUCGUACGACGACUGGGAACAUGCGCUGAACGAGUAUGGUGCGCGGAUGUCGGUCUGGGGUACUAAGGUGAAGAGAGGUGGAGGGAUUGGGGGAGAGGGCCGGAGGGAAGGUGGAAGAAGGAGGAGAAGGCUGACCAAGUCGGAGGUCAUGAAACUAGACGAGUGGUGGUACACUCGAGGUUUCUUUGCUGGGAUCAUCCCGAUGAGUUUCGCCAAGUCAGCUCCUUCCAAGAUCAUCCAGCAAUCUACUUUCUUUGCUCUUCACCGGGCGCUGAAAGGUGAUUUCAACUCUUCGUACGCGAACGUUUCGCUGCUGUGGCAAGCGAGUUGGGUGAGGCGACAGGAUGAGAAGAUGGUCGGACUGACGCGAUGGAAGGACGACGAGCACAUGUUUCAUCACGAUCAGCUGGAGAAAAAUGGAUGUCUUCUUAUCAUGUCGAGUAUCCUCGCCGCCCUCGACCCCGAACAUUUCUUCGUCUUCUCCGACGAGAUUCUCGUCUGCAUACCCAGCCUAGGAGGGAAGUUCAGCCUUGACACCUACGUGAGGGCUUGCGAGAUGAUAAGGAGCAAGGUGGUGGCUGCUCUCUGGUCGCAUCUCUGUCUUCGAAUGUCGCGCUGGAAGAUUCGCCCGACCAUCCAGAUGACCUCUCCCCUCGCGUUCGUCUCUUCCCCCCUUGCCCCACCACGGAGCAUUCGGCAGAGAAAUGCGAGGGAGGAGGAGGAGGAGGAGGAGGGGCGGUCGGUGGGCAGGCAGGUCGUUGAGGAGCCUUCUUUGUCCGACGACUCGGAGACUGCCUCCUGGUAUGAAGGAUCGCAGGACUCGCUCCUGCUCUUUGGGGAACAUGAAAAGGAAGUACGAUGGGAGCAGGAGGACCAGGAGGAGCAGCAGGGGAUGGCGGGGGACACCUCUUCAACUUUACCUGAUGGGCAUGCAGGAGCAGACGAUGUAGUCAUUCUGUCAGGAAGCAGAGCUCUGCUGGGAGGGGAUUCGCACCAUGGGCGGGACAGCGAGGAGGAGGGGGAGAGCGAGGAGGGUCGAGUGAAGGAGGAGAGUGAGGAAGAGAGGUGGAAGAGGGGAAAGGAGGAGGUCAGGCCAAGAACGCAAGUCACAACUUCCGCUGCGACUCCUCGUCCUUCCAAUCGUCAGAACCUGCACCCUUCCUCCGCCAUGCGAGAUCGGCAGCCAGUUUCCCGGCCCAGCUCGACCCUGCGUCCUCAAGCUCCUCCACGUCGAGAAAGCAUUGCUCCCUCCUCGUUUCUCCGAGCUCCGCCGUCGGCGAUGGGAACCAGCCAGGAGAGGCGGCAGGGAGCAGGGGUUGAGCAGAGGAGGCUGCGGGACUGUGCGAGGAGGUUCGACCAGUGGAUGAGCUUGAGGGAGCAGCUGCCUGUGCAGGUCCUCGUUCUUUCUCACGUCUGCUGUGUCGGGGUCAGCGAUCAAGCAUGGAGGAUUUUCCUUCAAGUCGUUCGGAACGUUCAAAGCUUGUGGUGCCUGCAGCUCAGAGGAGUCGCAUUCACCGACAAGCAGCUGGUUUUUCUUGCUCGUCUGCUUCCUCGCACAAGGAUCAGCCAUAUGAACUUGGACUGCGACGAGACAACCCGACAAACUUUCCUGGGCAUCAUUCAAGCCAACUUGCGCAAGCACUGCUUAUGGAGACUAAGCGAGGAUAGCACACAGAAUCAUGUGGUGAAUCAGGUCAAGGACUGCUGGUUCAACCCGCUCGAUCAUCCCGACAAUCAAGCUUGGCUGCAAAUCCCCUCGAGCCCCGUGCUGCUCCGCGCCAGGCUGGCCUCGAGCCGAUCCAUGUGGUCAUGA
Molecule: messenger RNA, 2565 nt
Organism: Guillardia theta CCMP2712
Lineage: Eukaryota; Cryptophyceae; Pyrenomonadales; Geminigeraceae
Exons: 17
Coding region: 1-2565 (854 amino acids)
Source: RefSeq, a predicted model, not a curated record